AUUCAUGACAUAGUUUUGCUUACAGAAAGUUAAUUAUAUUAUCAUAUCAUAAUAUGCUAGAAAGAAGCUGGAUUCACCUUUUAUUUACCUAGUUACACACACACACAGGUACCAAACUUAUUUUAUUCAUUUUAGAAGUUUACAGUCUGGAAAUUUCAAUUUGAAAUUUAUGACUUUACUGCUAUGAGAUGAUGUCAUAGUGCUGAUCAUACACUUCGACUGCUUUUUCUUAACUAAAAAAUCCUCAUGUUUAAAGAUUGAUGAAUUCGGGAAUGAAAGUAAUUUUAUAAAUAAUUUAUUCAUAGGGUUUAACUAUUGGAUCUUCUGCUUAAAGAAUAGUAAAUUCUAUAGUUCUCUCACUUGAGGUUCCCCAGUUAUGCUCUGGAAAUUUUCAAGCUAUAAUAUCUUAAGUUUGUCUUUUUCUCUUUCAUUGUUUAGAGAGAAACAAUUUGAGCUUUAGAAUAUUCUCAGGCCAAAGAAAUUGAGUAAAGAAUUUUAAGGAUCUUUGCUAAUGGUUUUAACAUAUGUAUGCAUCGAAUUCAAACUUCUCUACAGUUGCAAACCAUGGAAAAGCUCUGUAGUACCUUGGGAAAAACCAUAGUUUAUUCUAGAAAGUGAGUUUAGCUCUUACUCAACCCUACAAAAUAAAUUUAUAAGAUGAAGUUUGCACCCAAUUGCUUUAUUUUUGUUCAUAUCUCAAGAAGACGAUUUGAGAUCUCCAAUGUUUUACUUUGUGACUGCUUAGCAUUAUUUUGUAGAUUCCAUACUGAUGUAUAGGGAUGAUCACUGAUUGCCAUUUGGCAAUAUGUUGCAGCUAAGAUUAGUUAUGCAAUUUGAAGAAUUCGUGAGAAAUUAGAUAAUUGUGUUACACAUGAUUGUCAGAUCUUCAAAAUUUUGUUUUAAAAUUGUACAGAAUUUAGUGAUAGUAUUGCGUACAGUUUUGACCACUGGAGAAUCUAAUUCUUCCAUCUGUAUGCUAUGUAGUGAGGAGCUGAAUCUAAAUUUGACUGAAGCUGCAUGGGUGUCUAUACUUCCUCCAUUGGCUUCAAUUUUUGUGACUGGUCUUGCAGCUCAAUUAGCUGACAACUUGAUUUCAAGAGGAAUUGAAACCACUGUGGUUCGAAAGAUCUGCCAAUCUAUUGCAUUUUUGUCCCCUGCAAUCUGCAUGACUCUUUCCUCACUGGAUCUAGGGUUACCGCCUUGGGAGAUUGUGGGAAUUCUCACAGGUGGUUUGGCCCUCUCAAGCUUUGCCUUAUCAGGACUAUAUUGUACUCACCAAGACAUGUCACCCGAAUAUGCAAGUAUACUUCUGGGUAUAACCAAUACUGUUGGGGCUGUUCCUGGAUUUGGGUGUAGCCCUCACUGGUUAUCUUCUUGACUUAACUCAUUCAUGGAGCAUUUCACUAUUUGCACCAUCAAUCUUCUUCUAUAUGACUGGUACCAUGGUAUGGUUGGUGUUCGCCAGCAGUAAGCCUCAAAGUUUUUCUGAGCAUAACUGAUUCAUGUUCCAAUCAUUCACUAUGUAUGAGAAGUGGAUUUUUGACACGGGGGUAUAUCCUUUUGAUAUUUACAAAUCAGAUAAUCUAAGUACAAAGAAAUGAUUGUAUAGGUAUUACUGUAUGUAUCUACGUAUGUAUUCUUAUUUUUCAAUUGUAGAAUAUUAUAGCAUUUUGUAUAUUUUUCACAGAUGAUGUUAUGGUGGUUGGUCACCAAAAAAUGUACUGACAACUUAAAUCCUUGAAAGUCAAGAAUCAGUUUCCUUAACCAA
This is a messenger RNA of Vigna umbellata (rice bean), 1768 nucleotides long. The record is from RefSeq and is a predicted model, not a curated record. NCBI's taxonomy places the organism in Eukaryota, Viridiplantae, Streptophyta, Magnoliopsida, Fabales, Fabaceae.